Messenger RNA from Beta vulgaris subsp. vulgaris (sugar beet), 2073 nucleotides. RefSeq lists its product as uncharacterized. The record is from RefSeq and is a predicted model, not a curated record. The transcript has 5 exons. NCBI's taxonomy places the organism in Eukaryota, Viridiplantae, Streptophyta, Magnoliopsida, Caryophyllales, Amaranthaceae. The coding region runs from base 1 to 2073 and encodes 690 amino acids.
AUGUCAAGAGGAAAUGUGGCAGGUCUAGGUGGUGGUAAUAGUGAAUGUGAGGAUUGUGGAAAAGGUGUUGAUGGGUGUUGUUUUGCUCAAUACAUACACUGUGAAGUGAUUCAUAGAGCUUUUGGUGGAGUCUUUGAGGCAACUAUUGUGUAUGGAGCUAAUGAUGCAGCUAUCAGAGAGGAGCUUUGGAGGGAUUUGGAGAGAAUUAGUCAAUAUGUGAAGGAAGCUUGGGUUAUAAUGGGUGAUUUUAAUUGUGUCUUAAACUUGGGGGAAAGAAUAGGCUCUGCAGUUACCUUGGAGGAAGUAGCCCCUUUUAGGAAGUGUAUUAGAAUAUGUCAAGUUCAGGACCUUCCUACUUCUGGACCUUAUUUUACAUGGUCAAAUAAGCAGGAAGGGGAGCAGAGAGUUUUUUUAAAGAUUGAUAGAGGACUUGUUAACUCUAAGUGGCUUGAUAAAUUUAGCAAUGCUUAUGCACUGUUAAUUCUAGAGAACAUAUCAUAUCAUUGUGCUUGUGUUUUGAAGCUGGACAAUACCCUUGUAGAGAAGGCUAGACCAUUCAAAUUAUGUAACAUGUGGGCCCUUGAUGAUUCCUUCUUGAACAUUGUUCAAACUGGGUGGCAGGAGAGAGUUGAGGGUGUUCCUAUGUAUAGGGUGGUGAAAAAGCUAAAGAAAUUGAAGCAGAACUUGAAAGUGUUGCAUAGAAAUAAGUUCUCUCUUGUGGAGAAUGAGGUUGAUGUAGCACUGAUACAACUUCUUGACAUCCAAAAGGGUAUUCAGAGUCAUCCACAUAAUGUAGACUUGCAUAGGGUGGAGGAGGAAGCUAGGAGUAAUUAUGAAAAUUUGAAUAAAGCCAAGAUGAGCUUUAUUAGGCAGAAAGUGAAGCAAGAGUGGAUCAAAGGAGGGGAUGAAAAUACGAGAUACUUUCAUUCAUGUUUGAGGAAAAGAAGGCUUCGGUUGCAGAUAUAUAGGAUUAAGGAUGAAUAUGGUAGAUGGCAAGAAAAUCCUAAGGAGGUGGAGGAAGCUUUUCUAAUGUACUAUAAGAGGUUGCUGGGGACUGUUAGUGAGGCUACAUGCCAUGUAAGCAAUGUAAUUAUAGAUGAAGGGCCUAGAGUGGAAGGAAGGCCUGAUGGCUAUUCAAGUGGGUUUUUUAAGAAGGCUUGGCGGCAAGUGGGAGCUGAAAUUACUCUGGCAGUAUUGGACUUCUUCCAAUUUGGCCAGCUGCUUAAGCAAAUCAACACUACAACACUUUGCUUAAUCCCUAAAGUUGAGCAACCUGAAGAAGUCAAUCAAUUCAGACCUAUUGAUUGCUGCAAUGUUAUCUACAAGAAAUUGCAAUUUCCUGACAAAUUUAGGAGCUGGAUAAUCACUUGCAUUACUACUCCAACCUUUUCACUUAGCAUUAAUGAUGAUCUUAUGUUGUUUAGUAAAGGAGAUGUUCAGUCUGUGACCUUGAUGAUUAGAGCCUUGAAAGCAUUCUCUGAUGCUUCUGGUUUACAUGCUAAUCACAUGAAGUCAACCAUAUAUUUUGGCAAUCUUCCAGAAGAGAUAAGAAGGAGGCUUUUACAAGUUACAGGGUUCCAAUUGGGUUUAUUUCCAUUUAGAUAUCUUGGAGUCCCAAUUACUCCCAAUAGAAUUUCUAUCUCUAAUUGUAAUGUUCUUAUUAAUAGAAUUCUGAAAAGAAUUAUGUGCUGGUCUUCUAGACAUCUAUCAUAUGCAGGGAGGGCUACAUUAGUCAAUGCAGUAUUAUUGACCAUCCACACUUAUUGGGCUCAAGUGUUCUUGCUUCCUCAAUAUGUUAUACAAAGAGUAACACAAAUUUGCAGAGCAUAUCUUUGGGAUGGUGAAACAUUCCUACAUAAACCACCUCUAGUUGCAUGGGAGUGGGUAUGUAGGCUCAAGAAGUGUAGUAGGCAUGGAGUUAGAGACUGUAUGGUGUGGAAUACAGCAACAAUGGGAAAGUAUAUGUGGCAAAUUGCUAAGAAGGAAGACACUCUCUGGAUAAAAUGGAUUCAUAGCAUUUACAUUCGUGAAGCUAAUUGGUGGGAUUAUACAGCACCAAGUAAUGCAAGCUAG